Molecule: messenger RNA, 1578 nt
Organism: Galeopterus variegatus (Sunda flying lemur)
Lineage: Eukaryota; Metazoa; Chordata; Mammalia; Dermoptera; Cynocephalidae
Gene: ACTRT3
Product: actin-related protein T3
Exons: 2
Coding region: 265-1383 (372 amino acids)
Source: RefSeq, a predicted model, not a curated record
GGUUUUCCUGAUAUUGGAAUUCCCGGGUUUCAGCGGGGGCGAGGGGGUGGCCCAGCCCUGCGACAAGCAAUCGCGGGCGGUACUUUGGAGCACCGGGUGUCCAGGGAGUCCAUCGGCCCGGGGCUCUCCCGGCCCCGGCCCACGCCAGCCGGGCUCAGGCUCCCCCGGCCGUGCUCCGGCCUCUGUGACGCGGCGUUCCAGGCCGUCGGCCCGGGUAGAGCCGGCAGCCGGAGGGGCGCGGCGACCGGAGGCGGCGGCGGCGGCAUGAACUACUACCAGCUACCGGUGGUGAUCGACAACGGCUCGGGAGUGAUCAAGGCGGGCCUGGCUGGGAGCCGGGAGCCCCAGUUUGUCUACCCGAACAUCAUGGGCCGCGCCAAGGGCCGUAGCUGGGCAUCCGAGAGAGAGAUGGAAGUGUGCGUGGGCGACCAAGCUCAGGACAGGAGGAGCUCGCUGUCCAUCAGCUACCCAGUGGAGCGUGGUCUCGUUACUUCCUGGGGAGACAUGGAGAUCAUGUGGAAGCAUAUCUACGAACACAACCUGAAGCUAAAGCCCUGUGAUGGCCCAAUCUUGAUUACUGAGCCAGCGCUGAGCCCACUGGCCAACAGGCAACAGAUCACUGAAGUGUUUUUUGAGCAUCUGGGUGUUCCUGCCUUCUAUAUGUCCAUCCAGGCUGUGCUGGCUCUCUUUGCUGCUGGCUUCACUACUGGCCUUGUACUGAAUUCAGGUGCUGGGAUCACCCAGUGUGUGCCCAUCUUUGAAGGUUACUGUCUGCCUCAUGGUGUCCAGCAACUGAAUCUGGCAGGCCUUGACCUCACCAACUACCUCAUGAUGCUGUUGAAGGACCGUGGUGUGGUGCUGCUUAGUGCUGCAGACAGAAAGACUGUUGCAGACAUUAAGGAGACCUCUUGUUAUGUGGCAAUGAACUACGAAGAGGAAAUGGCCAAGAAUCCUGAGUGUCUAGAGAAAGUUUACAAACUACCUGAUGGGAAGAUCAUCAAGCUCCAUGAGGAGCUCUUUCGUUGUCCAGAGGCCCUCUUCUCUCCAUGUCUCAUGAACCUUGAAGACCCUGGCAUUGAUAAGCUGUGCUUCAGCAGCAUAAUGAAAUGUGAUACAGAUCUGAGGAAUUCCUUCUUCUCCAAUAUUACCCUUGCUGGGGGAUCAACCUCUUUCCCUGGUUUAGACAAACGGCUAGUUAAGGAUAUAGCAAAGGUGGCUCCUGCCAACACUCCUGUGCAGGUUACAGCUCCCCCAGAACGGAAAAUGUCUGCAUGGAUGGGAGGUUCUAUUCUUGCAUCCCUCUCUGCCUUUCAGGACAUGUGGAUCACUGCUGCAGAAUUUAAAGAAGUUGGACCCAACAUAGUACACCAAAGAUGCUUCUGAAACAGAAGCAAAAUGGUUAGAAGAAAAUGUUUUGAGUAUAUGUGACAGAAAACUUUGGGUAUUAUAUGUUCUUGGGAGAACAGAACAUAUUCCAAUUAUUGGGAUGUCCAUGUUUCUGUUGUAUUUCUAAUGGUGGAAAAUAAUAAUAGUGAAUUAGUCAAACAACAGAUGUUUAUUGAGUGGAACCAAGUUAAA